Messenger RNA from Haliaeetus leucocephalus (bald eagle), 4700 nucleotides. RefSeq names its product natural killer cell triggering receptor (gene NKTR). The coding region runs from base 183 to 4616 and encodes 1477 amino acids. Gene Ontology annotation, cellular component: nucleus. NCBI's taxonomy places the organism in Eukaryota, Metazoa, Chordata, Aves, Accipitriformes, Accipitridae. Gene Ontology annotation, molecular function: peptidyl-prolyl cis-trans isomerase activity. The transcript has 16 exons. Gene Ontology annotation, biological process: protein peptidyl-prolyl isomerization; protein folding. The record is from RefSeq and is a predicted model, not a curated record.
GGAGGAAGGUGUCGCCGGGAGUUUCUGGCAGCUCCGCGGUGUAAUUUUACCCUUCGGUGGGGAGGGAGGGAGGAGGGAGGGAAGCUCGGGCGGGAUCCGGCGGUGCGCGGCUGCUCCCCGGGGCGACUCUUCUUUGUGUCCAGGUGGCGAGGACGAGGGGCCGGGGGGGGCUGCCCGCGGCCAUGGGGGUGCAGGACCGGCCCCAGUGCUUCUUCGAGAUAGAAAUCAACCGGGAACCAGUUGGUCGAAUUAUGUUUCAGCUCUUCUCAGACAUAUGUCCGAAGACUUGCAAAAAUUUCCUUUGUUUGUGCUCGGGUGAAAAAGGAAUUGGCAAAACAACUGGAAAGAAGCUGUGUUACAAAGGCACUACAUUCCAUCGUGUGGUUAAAAACUUCAUGAUUCAGGGUGGGGACUUCAGCGAAGGUAAUGGAAAAGGAGGUGAAUCUAUUUAUGGUGGCUAUUUUAAAGAUGAAAACUUUAUUCUCAAACAUGACAGAGCGUUCCUUUUGUCAAUGGCAAACCGAGGGAAACAUACCAAUGGUUCCCAAUUUUUCAUAACAACAAAACCUGCUCCUCAUCUCGAUGGUGUACAUGUUGUCUUUGGACUGGUUAUUUCUGGUUUUGAAGUAAUAGAACAAAUAGAAAAUCUGAAAACUGAUACUGCAAGUAGACCCUAUGCAGAUGUACGAGUUAUUGACUGUGGGGUGCUUGUUACAAAAUCGGCAAAAGAUGCUUUGGAGAAGAAGAAGAAAGUAUGUUCUGACUCAGAAGCUUCAGACUCCUCCUCCAGUGCAUCAGGCUCUUCAGAAACUUCAUCUGACAGUGAAGCUGAAAAUGAAAGAAGCAGAAGAAGAAAGCGUAAAAGAAGAGCUAAAACCAAACAAUCAAGAAAACGAAGAAAGGAAGAGAGGAAGAAAGAGGAUCCAAGGUGCAAGCGAACCUCAAACCAAAGACGCAGCCUUUCUGACAAGAGUGAUAUAACAGAAAAAGCAGUCGAUGUUAGCACAAAGAGGGACAAACCUGUGGUACGUCCUGAAGAAAUUCCUCCAGUGCCUGAAAACAGAUUUUUGCUAAGAAGAGAUGUGCCUGUUGUCAAUGUAGAACCUGAACCGAAGCUUCUUGAUGCUACGCCAAUUCUGACUGACCAGAAACCAUCAGUCUCUAAAUCUGGACGAAAAAUUAAAGGAAGAGGCACAAUACGAUAUCACACCCCACCUCGAUCACGGUCAUGUUCUGAAUCCGAUGAUGAUGACAGCAGUGAGACCCCUCCUCACUGGAAAGAGGAAAUGCAGAGAUUACGAACAUAUAGACCCCCUAGUGGAGAAAAGUGGAGUAAAGGCGAUAAGUUGAGUGACCCAUGUACAAGCAGAUGGGAUGAAAGAAGUGCAUCCCGGAGAUCAAGAUCCUGGUCACAUAACGGUUACUCUGAUCUAAGUACUGUGAGAUAUUCUAGCCAUCACAAAAAGCACAGAAAAGAGAAAAAGAAGGUGAAACAUAAAAAGAAAUCUAAAAAGCAGAAGCAUUUCAAGAAGCACAAGCAAACAAAAAAAAAGAAAACAUCAGCCUCAUCAGAUGUAGAAUCCUCUCAUUCCUUCCUCAGGAGGACAAAAUCAUCUUGUGAUCGUGAGAGGAAAUCUCGUUCUUCUUCGUUGUCUUCUAGACAUUCAUCCAGAAGAGGCUGGUCUAAUGAUAAGGAAGACCAGAGCUCAUCCACUUUAUCAAGCAGAGGGACUCGAUCAUACUACAGGUCCAGGUCCAGAUCCAGAUCUAGGUCUAAAUCAAGAUCUUAUUCCCGAAGAAGUUCUAGAUCAAGAUCAGCCUCUAAAUCAUCGCGUUCUCGAAGCAGGUCAAGGUCAAGUUCUAACCCUAGGCUUCAAAAGACGGUUUCCAAUUCUCCACGAAAUAUUUCAACACGAUUAAAUGAAAGUAAGUUGAACAAGACUGCUGAGCCUGUAAGAGCAGUUAUACUCCCAAGUGAUAAAAUUGUCGUACCACCAGUUGUCCCAGAAAACCUCCCUGUUAUACCCUUAAGUGAUAGUCCACCGCCUUCGAGGUGGAAACCUGGGCAGAAACCAUGGAAGCCAUCUUAUGAGCGAAUUCAGGAAAUGAAAGCUAAAACAACCCAUUUAAUACCUACACAAACUAAUUACAAUUUAGUAGUCAUUAAAGAGGCCAACACUUCUUCCUCAUAUCAUAAGCGACAAAGGAGUUCAGACAGUGAUCGAAGCGGUUAUUCCAAAUAUCAUAGUGACAGAAGCUCAGACAGUUGGCUGAGAUCAAGAAGCAGGUCUUCUCGAAGUAGGUCAUACUCAAGAUCUUAUACAAGAUCUAGAAGUCCAUCUAGCUCUAGGACAAAAUCUCGUUCUUCUGGUAGAUCACCAUCACUGAGUAAAUACCGCAGUGACAGGUCAGGUUAUAGCGAGUCAACAUCUUAUUAUUCCCUUAGUGAUGAUGAUACGCACAGAAACAAAAGAAAAUCCAUGUCAAGUGAUCAAAAAGCUCGGUCUCUUAAACUGAGGCAAGAAACGAGCUCUGAAAGUACUCUCCCUUAUAAGUGUACAAAAGACUACGAUGAGUCUUCUCAAGGAUUGAAAGAGAGUGACAGUUUAUCAUCUUCAGACUUCUCUACUGACAGUGAGCGUUCUGCCAAAAUGAAAGUAGUCCAAGAAAAAGAAGGCCGUUUUCAAUUAGAAGGAGAUACUCAGAAACAGGAUAAAAAUAGCUUAAGUUCUGAGAGAGGGGAGGAGGAAUCCAAGUGUGAGCGGGAUUCUGAUCAUGCUAAAAAGAAAGCAGCUAAAGAGAAAUCUUCUGAGCAGCCUAGAGGUGGUGCAAAAACUAAACGAAAAUCCUAUUCAGGUAGUAAAUGGGACUCUGAAUCAAACUCCGAAAGAGGAGAGGCAAGGCAUAAUAGGGGAGACUCCAGACCCUCCUCCAGUAAAGAAGAAGGAGAGGCCACAUCAGGAUCUGAUACAGAGCUUAGCGUUACCAAAAGGAUAAAAAAACAGUCAAAUUCUUCAGAAGGCUUUCUGGAUUCUGAUUGUGCAUGGAAGACAAGCAAACAGUUGUCAUCUUCUGAAUCUGAGAGUUCUUGUUCUAGCUCAACAAACAUUAGAGGAAAGUCAAAAAAACACAAACAUGGAUCGAAAAAAACUCUUAAAAAAUCACAUUCCAAAAAAGCAAAAGAAAAAUCAAAAGGGAAAAAGGAGAAGAAACACAAAGUUCAGAAAAGAAAAGAAAUGUUUCACUGGCAGCCCCCACUGGAGUUUGGUGAAGAAGAUGAUGAUGAGAUAAAUGAAAAGCCGGUUACCAAGGAUGAUAAAAAAGAAAAGCCGCUUACCAGGGACAUAAAGGAUAAACAAGUGUAUGAAAAGGAUGAAAUAGUCAAAGAUGAAAUGGGAAAUGGUGAAAAGUCUUGUGCGGAUGAAAACCUUUUAGGUAAAAACACUACAUGUGGUGCCUCACCAGAUCACAGUAACCUUAAUAAAGAUAGCAUUGAAACAAAUGCUUCAACCAGUAUUUUAAACUCAGGAAUAAAUGUGACCACUUGCAAGAAUGAGAUUAAACAAGCUGAAGAAAGUAACCAGAACGGAUUGGAAGAUGUUAUUCAGACAGAUGACAACAUGGAGAUUUGUACUCCAGAUCGUAACUCACCAGGGAAGGUUGAUGUGGACAUUUUGUCUCCUGUCGUUCUCACCGCUAAACCUCAGGCUUUAAGUGCUAGUAUAAACAAAGAUUUACAGGUUGAGACCCCUGAACAAGAUGCUGUCAAACUGGGAAACAGUAUUACGGACUUUAUUAAUAUUAAAGAAGAAAAAGAAACGGGAAGGCAAGAAAGUAACUCUGUCCCUGUGUCUUUAAACUGUAGUUUAAAAUGUGAAAUUACUGAAAAUACACAGAGCAAUAUGAUAGAUAAUAAGUGGAAGCCUUUGCAAGGUGUUGGUAAUUUACAACCAGCAACAAUUAGUACUGCUGCAGAAGUUAAGAAUGUAGCUUCAGCACCAGAGCCUAAACCAGCAGGUUUAAGAAUUGAAAUAAAAGCUAAAAAUAAAGUAAGGCCUGGAUCUCUGUUUGAUGAAGUUAGAAAAACAGCACGGCUAAAUCGAAGGCCAAGGAACCAAGACAGUUCCAGUGAAGAAGAAUCUCCAAGUAGAGAUGACAAUAGCCCAUCCAGGAGUCUCAGUAGGUCACGAAGUAAAUCUGAUUCUAAAUCCAGACACAGAACAAGGUCCAUAUCUUACAGUCACUCAAGAAGUCGGUCCCGAAGUUCUACAUAUUCAUAUAGGUCAAGAAGCUAUACAAGAAGCCGAAGCAGAGGAUGGUAUAGUAGAGAUCGGUCAAGAAGUCGAAGUAGUUCUUACCACAGUUACAAGAGUCGUAGUCGAACCUAUAGUAGAAGUAGAUCCAGAAGUAGUUCUUACGGUCAUCACAGUCGAUCCAGUAGGUCAUACACGUAUGAUAGUUACUAUAGCAGAAGUCGAAGUAGAAGUAAAAGGAGUGACAGCUAUCGAAGAUCUAGAAGUUAUGAUAGGCGAUCCAGAUCUUAUGGCUCUGACAGUGAAAGUGAUCGCAGUUACUCUAAGAAUCGAAGUCCCAGUGAAAGCAGCAGAUAUAGCUGAAAACUUUUCUUUGAUGAUGGAAACUGUAUUUAAUAAUUUUUCCAGUGUUAUGUUAAAAAAACUGUUUCUACAGUGUCACAAGUG